Molecule: messenger RNA, 2822 nt
Organism: Phaedon cochleariae (mustard beetle)
Lineage: Eukaryota; Metazoa; Arthropoda; Insecta; Coleoptera; Chrysomelidae
Source: the annotation of a GenBank genome assembly
AGUUGCACGAAAGUUGGGAAAGAGUAGUGCACGGGGUAGUGAAACUUAGGUUUAGUGGUCAAUUUUAACGGAAUAAUCAGCGAAUUAGGAAUUAUAUUAGUACCUACCACCUAAGCAGUAGUUGUAUUAUACUAUUAUAGAGUAACGCAUAAGUAACAGAAGCAUGGGAGCAAGACAGUCGAAGAGGUCAGUGGAUAUAACGACAACCCCUAAGAAGGGAGAGGGAGAAGUGAUAGCAGAGGGCGAGGGGAAAUUAGAAAAAAUCGGAGAUGCAGAUAUCAAGGCGACUACGAAUGGGGCGGUGCCACAUAUAGAAAUAGAGGAAAAAGAUGAAAACGAGAAAGACGCAGCCGCCGAAAAAGACACGAAAGAAGAAGUGAAGGAAAACGGCCUGUCAGAAUCGGAAGACGCAAAAACGCCGGACGCCGAACAAUCCGAGGAGAACGUGACCGAAAAGACGCCAGAAAGUGGGAACGAGACGAAGAUAGAAGAUACGCCGGAAACGAAAAAACAGAAAGAGAAGAACAAGAAGAAGAAGUGGUCGUUCAGGAGCAUAUCGUUCUCGAAAAAGGACAAGCAGAAGCCCAGCAAAGACAGCGAUAAGAACGGCGAUGUGAAAGAGGUUGCGGAAGAGAAUCCCGAAGAAAUCGCUACAUCCCCGAGCGUUGAAUCGCCGAAAAGCGAAGAACCAAAAUCCGCAGAAGCCGUUACAAACGGAAACGCAUCAGCCGAAGAAAUCGCCAAACCCGUCGAGGCCAAAAUCCUUCCCGAAGAAUCCGCUAAAGCCCCCGAGGAACCCAAACCCGACGAACCCAAACCAGCACCCGUCGAGGAACCCAAACCAGCAGUCGUCGAGGAACCCAAAGUUCCCGAACCCGUAGUAGAAAAAUCCGUCGAAUCCGCUCCCUCUCCCGCCAAGGAACAGGAGGAACCCCAACCUGUAGAACCACCAACCCCCGAGGAGACCAAAGAGGUGCGUAACGAGGAGGUUCCCCCACCCUUGCCUUCCUCCAAUCCCCCAUCCUCGGUGACGGUAUUCGCCGAAUCCACUAAAGCAGACGCUCUCGCUGCCGAUCAAGUGCCUGUCCUCGAACCUUCGAUAGCCGAGUCUCCACCUAGAGCAGCUUCUUCUCCAAUCGCUAAAGCCGUUAGUGAACCGCUCCCUGUGGUCGAGACUCUGGAAGAAUCUUUGCCUGAGAAGGUUCCAGAAACGCUGCUCGUCCACUCUGAUACUACUGUGCCAAAAGACAUUGGAACACGAGAGACUGAACAAGAACCUGUCACUGUCCCAAGUCCCGUACAGGUUCUAGAAGAAACUGUCGAAGAAACCCUACCAAAGACUCCUGAAAAGAAAGAAAUUCGUCCUGAACUUCCACUUGAAGAAAAAUCCGAACUUCCAGGAGAAACUAUCACGUCCCUUGUUGAACAAAAGCCAGAUGAAGAAACACCCAAGUCACCCAUUACCUCUAAAACUAUUUUACCUGAAGAACAAACCACCAAGGAAUAUACUUCCGAGGCAGCUCUAGAUAGUCCUAUCAAAGAUCACGCAAAUACUCCUGAAUCUUCUGAGAUAUGUACAAAUAUUUCCCAAUCUUCAAAAACUGUCACUGAUGAACCAGCUACAGUAAUACCCGAAGUAGUUUCUGAAAGUCAAGAAAUGCCCACAGAGUCUGAACCCGAGGAGCUAAAACCUCACAAAUCGAACCCAGCUUCAGUAGAAACCAUCCCCUCUCCACAACCACUUGAAGACACGCCCAAAGAGUCCCUAGAAUCCGUCGAAGCGAAAUCUGAGAUAAUCAGUGAACCUUCUAGUAUCGCUCUAGAACAACCAGAAAGUCUUCCAGAUCUACCGAAAUCACCCGAUUUGUCCUCCGAGUCGCUGCCAUCUCUUCCUGAGCCCGUCUCCGAAUUGGAACCAAUGUCCCUACCACCUGUGGAGUCCGUUCCUGAUCCGAUAGCUACUGACUGCGCAUCAGAACUAUCACUUCCUGACCCGAUAGUUACUGACUGCACGUCAGAGCUACCCCCUCCUGAAGCGGUAGCUACUGAUUGCGCCGGCGCGUCAGAGCUAUCUCCUCCUGAAGCGGUAGCUACCGACUGCGCGCCAGAGCUAUCCCCUCCUGAAGCGGUAGCUACUGACCGCGCGUCAGAGUUACCCCUUCCUGAAGCGGUAGCUACUGACCGCGCGUCAGAGCUAUCCCCUCCUGAAGCGGUAGCAAUUGACCGCGCGUCAGAGCUAUCCCCUCCUGAAGCGGUAGCUACUGAUUGCGCCCGCGCGUCAGAGCUAUCCCCUCCCUCUGACAGUCCGGUCCUAACGAACGGGAGCACCAAUGGACUGCCUUCGCCCAAAGAAGUGGCGGUGACAGCUCGGAAGUCGAUAGAAGGACCAAUCAAACAGGUCCUCGCAGAACCUACAAAUGAAGUGCGACAAGAGGAGGGAGAAAAGAAAGAUUCACCAGUGGAAGCAGCAGCAGUAGAAGAAUAAGGUCUCUAUGAUAAAUACUGUUUUUAUAUUAUACAUAAUGAUUAUGGACUCUUGAUAUCACAUUUUGAAAGAAAGUAGUUGAAAAUUGUCAUUCCUGGCAGUGUUGGGGCUUUCGACCAAAACAGAAGGAAGAUUAACUGCCAUUCAAAUUACAACCUAAAAAAAAAUAAUCAAUGUCCGUCGCGCAACAUUGAAAAAACAAUGUAAUCCAGAAGGUUUAAUACUCCUGAUAUUAAAAUAUUUUAUAUUGUCUUUCGUAGAGGUUUUGGACAAUUUUUUAUAUGUCGUUCAAACGACUUUUUUAUCGUAUACAAUUGUAAAAUAAAAGAGUUAGUAU